Pomacea canaliculata is the source of this 5707-nucleotide messenger RNA. Its product is annotated as mucin-12-like. Gene Ontology annotation, molecular function: calcium ion binding. The transcript is spliced from 46 exons. NCBI's taxonomy places the organism in Eukaryota, Metazoa, Mollusca, Gastropoda, Architaenioglossa, Ampullariidae. Bases 108 to 5681 code for a protein of 1857 amino acids. The record is from RefSeq and is a predicted model, not a curated record.
CUGAAAACAACUCAUCCAACAUCUGUAAAGAAACCAGCCCCUGCCUCAACGGUGGUGUCUGUGUGAACAAGCGGACAGCCCCCACUGGCUAUGUUUGUGCGUGCUCCAUGUUGUACACAGGCACCAACUGUAGCCAAGAAAAUCAAGCGAUUCCUUUGAACAAACCUGUUAUCACUAAUAAGCCUCACGCCAUCAUACCCACACCACCAACUGGUCUCAACAUCACCUGCUACGUCGGAUCUACCUGUCGUGUACCUAUCUACAUGGUCGGUCCCCGAUUAGGACCCUUUCCAGGUGUCAACACAAAUGUAUCAUCGCCUGGACUGACGUCAUCAGUUUCUGAUCCCCACCCGGACAACAUUACAGGCACUCCAAGCGGCCUGAGGUCAACUCUUAGUGUCACACCCUCGGAAACAGGCCAGCAUCAUGUGUGUGUGGACAUCAAAGAGCAAAGCGGUGUGAGCUCCGACACUGUUUGCUACCUGAUCAACAGCGUAGCUAAACAAGGGUCGACCAGCAGCGAAAGUACAGUCCAACCUACACACGGAGGAUCAACAUACACUCCUUCACAGAAGGGAGUAGGCCGUUUCGCGGACACUACACCAGCAAACGGCUCACAGAUAGUUUGUCAUUCUUCAAGACCUUGCCGCUUCAUAUCCCACACUGAACAGCCUGCCAACACUCCCUGCACACCUGUUCAGCCUUUCGGUUGGGGAGUGCAUACCUUCGAGACAUUGCGCGAGGAUUCCUCCACCUGUGGCACCGUCAUGUUGAUAGACCCACCCACUCUCGGAAGUCGAGAAGUGUGCACUGAGGCUGGGUUCGGCGGAGAGACACGUUGUUACUCAGUGUCCUUGGUAGACGAUGCAAAUGACCCUUGUGCCGUGAACCCCUGCCACAAUGGAGGACAGUGCAUAAACACGCCUCCAUCUUACGUCUGCGCGUGUCCAGCGCAAUAUUCUGCUAACGGUCACUGCGAUGAGCAAGACACAAGUUCCGUUGAACCGUCUACAUUACUAACUACAUCCGGUGUAGAUCACAGCAGUGUUACCGCUGUCUUCUCAGUUUCUUCUCCCAUGACACCAACAACAGACCAAGUGUCCCUAAAGUGCGCCAUUCUCAACUGUUCUGCGGAUGCCAAAUGUACACUGAUACAGUCCAAACCAAUGUGUCUGUGCCCCCUUGGACAAAGUGGUGUUCAGUGUCUGACAAGAAACGAAAACAUCCCUGUCAACCCAGAUGCUGGUCAGUUAAAUCCUCAUGCAGUGGUACCCACGCUACCAUCGGGUCUGCAGAUUACGUGUGACGUAGGCGACACCUGCCAAGUACCGGUCUACGUCAACGCGAACUCAAGAUUCCCUCUCACUGUGAGCCGGGGACCUUCCUCUCCUGAGGUAGUCACCGAUGUGGCUCAACCAGUAAAGGACAACUCUACUGGCAUUCCUCUUAUUACGUCAUUGCUGUCUGUGACGCCACAGGAAGCUGGCGAUCAUCACGUGUGCGUGGACGUCGCAGGACCCGAUGUUAACACUGUCGACCACAUCUGCUACUUCAUCAACAGUCGACCAAAAGGAACAUCUGUUAGUCCCACAGGAAACCACUUAAGUGGUCGCUUUUCAGUUGGAACUCCUCCAGACGGCACUACAGUCGUCUGUCACGAGGACACGCCUUGUCAUCUGAUCGCCUUGACGCAAAAGAAUUCUAGCGGAAGCUGCAUACCGGUGGUGCCAGCAAGUAGCGGUGUGUUCGUCUUCAAAACCAACCCUAGUCACCAGAACACAUGCUGCUCGGAUGUCCUCUUGGUGCCGACCAACAGCUCACAGAACGUCUGCAUGUCUGUGGGAGCUAAUGGAGAGGUCCGUUGUUUUCAAGUGGAGACUGAAAACAACUCAUCCAACAUCUGUAAAGAAACCAGCCCCUGCCUCAACGGCGGUGUCUGUGUGAACAAGCGGACAGCCCCCACUGGCUAUGUUUGUGCCUGCUCCAUGCUGUAUACAGGCAUCAACUGUAGCCAAGAAAAUCAAACCAUUCCUCUGAACAAACCUGUUAACUCUGAUAAGCCUCACGCCAUCAUACCCACAUUACCAACUGGUCUCAACAUCACCUGCUACAUCGGGUCCACCUGUCGUGUACCUAUCUACAUGGUCGGACCCCGAUUAGGACCCUUUCCAGGUGUCAACACAAAUGUAUCAUCGCCUGGACUGACGUCAUCAGUUUCUGAUCCCCACCCGGACAACAUUACAGGCACUCCAAGCGGCCUGAGGUCAACUCUUAGUGUCACACCCUCGGAAGCAGGCCAUCACCAUGUGUGUGUGGACAUCAAAGAGCAAAGCGGUGUGAGCUCCGACACUGUUUGCUACCUGAUCAACAGCGUAGCUAAACAAGGGUCGACCAGCAGCGAAAGUACAGUCCAACCUACACACGGAGGAUCAACAUACUCUACUUCACUGCAGGGUCGAGGCCGUUUUGCGGACACCACACCAGCAGACGGCUCACAAAUAGUUUGUCAUUCUUCAAGACCUUGCUGCUUCAUAUCCCACACUGAACAGCCUGCCAACACUCCUUGCACACCUGUUCAGCCUUUCGGUUGGGGAGUGCAUACCUUCGAGACAUUGCGCGAGGAUUCCUCCACCUGUGGCACCGUCAUGUUGAUAGACCCACCCACUCUCGGAAGUCGAGAAGUGUGCACUGAGGCUGGGUUCGGCGGAGAGAGACGCUGUUACUCAGUGUCCUUGGUAGACGAUGCACAUGACCCUUGUGCCGUGAACCCCUGCCACAAUGGAGGACAGUGCAUAAACACGCCUCCAUCUUACGUCUGCGCGUGUCCGGCGCGUUAUUCUUCUGACGCCAGCUGCGAUGAACAAGACACAAGCUCCGUUGGAACUUCUUUAACAGACGUGCAUUACAGUGGUGUUACUGCCAGCUCCUCAUCGCCUUCUGGCACAGAAGUAACAGAAUCCACAGAGUGUAGCAUCAGGAACUGCACAGCACGUUCUGUGUGUAGAGUCGUGGGGACAACAGCAAGUUGCUUCUGUCCGCUGGGUCUGAGUGGUGAUCACUGUGACACAAGAAACGUGGAUAUUCCACUCACGUUCAACGUCCUGACUUCACAGGUGCCCCACGCCGUGGUGCCCACGCCAAGGACCGGCAUGAGAAUACAGUGCGCCGUUGGACAGACAUGCCAUCUUCCUCUGUACCUUGCAGGAAACCAGACAUCUGCUGAUAUCCACCCAGAACUGGCUUCGGGUCAGGUGUCAACAUCUGUAUCUUCGCUAACCGAGGUUAACGCUGCCGGCAUUCCAGUUCUGAUGUCUGUGCUGUCCGUCACAUCCCACCACCCCAGGCGACCAUCCUGUUUGCGUGGAAAUAUCGGGGUUAAAUCCGGGAAUAAAACUGACCAGGUUUGUUACAUCGUUUCCUCUGAAACAGUUACCGUUUCGACUCCCUCAAUGACUCCAGUGCACGGAGGUCAUUUUGCAGCUUUGGCGCCUCCACAUGGCGCAACAAUAUGGUGUCACGUGGACCAGCCCUGUCACGUUCUUUUUCAGAGCGAGAUGAAUACAUCAGGAAACUGUAUUCCAGUACAAGCCAGAUCGAGCGGCGCUCUUGUUUUCCAAACGACUUCCCUCAAUAACAGUACAUGCGGUUCGGACGUGCUGCUGACACCAGACAACUCCUCGCAGACCGUCUGUCUUGCUGUGGGUAAGACUGGUGAUCAGCGGUGCUACCAGAUUGAAACAAUAACUAACAAAACUGACCCGUGUGCGCCAAACCCUUGCCAGCACGGUGGCGCGUGUAUUGUAAAGUCGACUGGUCCUCCAGGAUACCUUUGUGCCUGUCCUGUUUCUUUUCAUGGAAUAAAUUGUUCAGAAGACAUGACAUCAACUCGAUUUGCUACAAGCAGCACAUCUGGCUUACAGAGUGAAAAUGCUACAACCCGUGCGGCGAUAUCAGGCUCCCAACAAUCUACAAAGGAAGUCUCUGACUUAAGUUCUCAGAAGACAAAUAGUUUAAACUUUCAAAAGUCGACCUCUCCUAGUUUAGCAUCUCCACAAUCGACCACUCCCACCUCAGACUCUCAGCAAUCGGUUUCUCCUGGAUCAGGGUCUCAAGAGUCGACCUCUCCCAGCUCAGUCUCUCAGCAACAGGGGUCUCCUGGCUCAGGAUCUCAACAAUCGACCUUUUCUGGCUCAGGAUCUCAACAAUCGACCUCUCCAAGCUCAGUCUCUCAGCAACAAGGGUCUCCUGGAUCAGGAUCUCAACAAUCGACCUCUCCAAGCUCAGUCUCUCAGCAACAAGGGUCUCCUGGAUCAGGGUCUCACCAAUCGACUUCUUCUGGCUCAGGAUCUCAACAAUCGACCUCUCAAAGCUCAGUCUCUCAGCAACAAGGGUCUCCUGGCUCAGGAUCUCAACAAUCGACCUUUUCUGGCUCAGGAUCUCAACAAUCGACCUCUCCAAGCUCAGUCUCUCAGCAACAGGGGUCUCCUGGCUCAGGAUCUCAACAAUCAACCUUUUCUGGCUCAGGAUCUCAACAAUCGACCUCACCAAGCUCAGUCUCUCAGCAACAAGGGUCCUCCUGGAUCAGGAUCUCAACAAUCGACCUCUCAAGCUCAGUCUCUCAGCAACAAGGAUCUCAACAAUCGACCUCUCAAAGCUCAGUCUCUCAGCAACAAGGGUCUCCUGGCUCAGGAUCUCAACAAUCGACCUUUUCUGGCUCAGGAUCUCAACAAUCGACCUCUCAAAGCUCAGUCUCUCAGCAACAAGGGUCUCCUGGAUCAGGGUCUCAACAAUCGACCUUUUCUGGCUCAGGAUCUCAACAAUCGACCUCUCCAAGCUCAGUCUCUCAGCAACAAGGGUCUCCUGGAUCAGGGUCUCAACAAUCGACCUUUUCUGGCUCAGGGUCUCAACAAUCGACCUCUCCUAGCUCAGUCUCUCAGCAACAAGGGUCUCCUGGAUCAGGAUCUCAACAAUCGACCUCUCCAAGCUCAGUCUCUCAGCAACAAGGGUCUCCUGGAUCAGGAUCUCAAAAAUCGACCUCUUCUGGCUCAGGAUCUCAACAAUCUACUUCUCCUAGCACAGGCUCUCAGCAAUCGGCCUCUCCUGGUUCUACCUAUCAGCAGUCUACAAGCAGCGGCUUAGACUUGAGCUCUCAACAGUCUACUAGCAAUACCUCUGGCUCAGGCUGGAACCAGUCUGCAAGCACCGAGUCCAUGGUUAGCCAAACAUCAGGCAAUUUGAACACUGGAAUGGAGACAUGGGGUUCUAGUACACCAAACAGUGCCGUCUAUUACGACUAUUCUUCCAGUACCAAGCGCGACUCUUAUUCACACAUCGCACAAUCAACUGACCAAAGUGGUUUCAACAAUUUGUCCGCACAAUGUGCUGCAGAACGACAAGCUUUUAAACAAGCUGCACUAAAAGGUAACGUGCGCUGCACGUGCUACAACCCUGUGACCAACACGUCGCAUGUCGUCAUCAGGCCCCGCGUGUCCAACGAGCGCCUACUGCGGGUGGGGGGUAUUGGCGCCGCCUCCUCCACCAGCCUCAUCCUUCUCGCUGCCAUGGUGUAUUAUCUGGUGCGCAGACUGAAAGGCAACAACCUCAACCAAGUCGACAACAAUCCCAAAGCUUUUUACGCCCGACGGCAAGGCAAGAGUAAGAACUGGGCUGGCGGCCACUAAGGGAAGUGGGCGUGCAUACCAGAGGA